This is a messenger RNA of Macrosteles quadrilineatus (aster leafhopper), 946 nucleotides long. RefSeq lists its product as uncharacterized. The record is from RefSeq and is a predicted model, not a curated record. NCBI's taxonomy places the organism in Eukaryota, Metazoa, Arthropoda, Insecta, Hemiptera, Cicadellidae. The coding region runs from base 65 to 760 and encodes 231 amino acids. The transcript has 4 exons.
GGCGAAUUUUAUCAAUUGCUGUGUACCCCUGUUAGUGUGUGUGUCGGUUUAAUAUCAUUUAAAUAUGCUGGGAAGUGCCUUAUUAUCCCUGGUGGGAGUCAUCGCCAUAGUAUCAGCUGCCAUCAACGAAAUCAGACCAAGACAGACAAAACCCGGCAGAUUCCUGUCGCUGCCUGUACCACAGAAAUGUAGCCAGAGACCAAAAGAGUUCUUCUACAAUGGACACAACUACUUCUUUAGUGGGCAUCUGCCGCAGUAUCGCAACACCAAGGUGGACUGGUUAGACGCCCGUAAUAUCUGUAGAGAAUACUGCAUGGACCUCGUCUCCAUGGAGAACCAAGAAGAGAACAAUCUUGUGUUCCGACUGAUACAGCAGAACGACGUGCCCUACAUCUGGACGAGCGGACGUCUAUGUGACUUCAAGGGUUGCGAGGGUCGGAAAGACUUGGAGCCCAAGAACAUCAACGGUUGGUUCUGGUCAGCCACCAGGGUGCGCAUGGCCCCCACCACCCAGAUACCUCCCGGCUGGGGCUACAACGCGUGGAGUUCUACCGGACACAAGAAGACGAGGCAACCCGACAACGCUGAGUUCGACAUCAACGGAACCAACGAAUCUUGUCUGUCCGUGCUCAACAACGUUUACAACGACGGGAUCGCAUGGCACGAUGUUGCUUGCUACCACGAGAAGCCAUUCAUCUGUGAGGACAGCGAGGAGCUGCUGAACUAUGUCGCCAGCACCAACCGCGGUAUCCGACUUUAAAUCAACCAAAGUGUUUCCCUCUUCCUUCUGAAAAUUGUCUUGUAAAAUUAUCCAAUUGAAAUUACUGUCCGUAAUAAUUUAUACCCAUUGUUCAACUAUUUAUCGAUCUUCAUCCUCAUUUUGUACAGAAAAUGACCCUGGUGUUCAUGUGAAAAGUGAUAAUUGUAAUAAACUAUUUUUUAGGUA